GCGCGCACCAACACCUCACAGUCCUUCGUGGUCAUCUUGACAAAAGUUGAGCGUUUCUCUGAGGGAACUAGUCUGUUUCCAGACGUUUUCCCAGCAUUCGUCCGUUCUCCAGAGAGUGGUAAAGCUCUUCCUACAGCUCACUGAGGCGAAGGAGCGGCGCAGGCAGCAUGUCGGACACCCCGAACGAGCACCUCGCAGGGAUUUUGUCCGAUUUUGAAGCAUUAAAGAGAUCCUUUGAUGAUGAAGUAGUGGAGGACACACAGUACAUCUCUACACCUUCUCCUGCCUCUUCCCCCAAAUCUUCCUCUUCCUGCAAUUUCUUCCUUCAUCACAACAAAGUCGGUGAAGAAAAAUGCCAUUCUACUCCUUUUUCCCUCAACAACAACAUCAUGACUCCUGCUCCCCACUCCCACAUCCGCCUGGGUUACAGUUCCAGCUCUGUGCUCAAAACUUGCAGUGUUGGUGGCAGUUUUUCCUUCAAUCGAGGUACCAUGGCCAAGCCAGUCAUUCUGAACAACGGCUCUUCUGUGACCAGAGCCGCUUCGUUUCAAAACAAGCUAAACCCAACUACAUGCUCACGGGAGGGCAGUGACAAUGACGACCUUCACAGCUCUUCGUCCAGUCUGGAGUACUUUUGUGAGGGAAGGCCUGUCAACCGACCGGUGUUUUACCAGUGCCCCUCAUCUCAAAGGGAGUCCCAUGGACCCCAUCAACUCCAACAACACCUUGAAUCAAAUAAAUUGAAGAUUUCCUCCCAUGGAAGUGUUUUAAAGUUUGACCCACAAGGUGGUAUUUUGAAUGUUAAGGAGAAUCUGGACAAGAGCCUUGGGUUUGCAUCAUUCCAAGACUUCCAAAGUGCAAAGGAAGGAGUAGGAUUGUUGCGAAUGCACACAGAUGUUAAUGGAACAAGGCAUGUUGAUGAUAGUGCCAACUGGAGUGGUCAUCUGAGUAACGCCAAUGCCUUUGGAGAAGGUGGUUUUAAAAAAACUGGUCAACAUGUUACCCAGGUACUUAAGUCUUCACUGCCAAAGCCCAAAGAAAUUCCACGGCUCAACAAGUUCCCAUUGGAUUUGGACAAGUUAGUUAGCAGCAAACCAACAGCUUCUCCACCCACUGAAUCGGAAAACAUGAACUUAAGUACCUCAGCAAGUCCACCACAAAGGCUCUGUGCCCCCCAGAACCACCCUUGUGACUCCUCUACAGCAACCAGGCCUGCAGCCUCUCUCAGUAGUCUGGACUGUUCCCUUUACAGACAACACAGCCUUUUGUCUCUAUCCUCCCAGUGUUCUCCAAUUCCUUGGCAGGGAGCUUCACCUGUCCCAGAGAUGAGGGGCUCUACUGAACCCCUUUUUUCACCUCAUUGCUUUCAAAUGGGUUUUCCAUCAGCUUUUCAGGCUGCCCCCAGUAUGCAUAGUCCUUCAAACUCUUCCGUCACCUCCAGCCCCACAGUUGCUGGCUCUUUGGAAGAAGGUGGCAGUGAAGCAACAAAUGGUGUUGACUUGAUCUUACAGAGGAUUGCUUCUUUUUCCUGGCCUGUCAUCACUGAUAGCAUGGUUAAAACACAGACACCUGCCCAAAGCAAUGGGGAUUUACCUUCUCAAUUUCUGGGUUCCACUGGAAACAAACCUAUGGCUACAUACCCAUGGAAGGAGGGAAAAUUCAACUGUAGAGGAACGGCUGCAGGGUUGGAGACAGACUCGUUCACCUCAAUGGAGGACAGAGAGGAGGAGGAUGCUGGCAUCAUGACAGAAAACAUAAAAGAGGAGAGCAAAGCAGACCAAAGCUUGCAGGAGGACAGAUUGGAGGCUCAUGCCAAGACAGAAGAGAAUGAAAGCAAAGAGGAGGCCGAACAGGUGGAGGCAGACUUGAAGGUGCAGCUUUGCGAGUCUUUCCCAGGCCUUCAGACGGGCCUCAUCCGGAGCGCCGACCUGUUCGGUUAUGUGGGCAUCGAGUCAGUCCUGGACCAGAUGAGGCGCAAGACCGUAAAGGCUGGUUUUGAGUUCAACAUCAUGGUGGUUGGUCAGAGCGGUCUGGGAAAGUCUACACUGGUCAACACUUUGUUCAAGUCCAAAGUCAGCCGAAAGUCCUGCACCCCCAACUACGAAGAGAAGAUCUCCAAAACAGUCCGGCUCCAUGCUGUCAGUCAUGUGAUAGAAGAGAAGGGCGUGAAGAUGAAGCUGACUGUGAUUGACACACCAGGAUUUGGAGACCAGAUCAACAACCAGAACUGCUGGGAGCCCAUAGUGAAGUAUGUGAACGAGCAGUAUGAAAAGUACCUGAGAGAGGAGCUGAAUGUCAACCGCAAGAGGAGAAUACCAGACAGCAGAGUCCACUGCUGCAUUUAUUUCCUCCCUGCUAGCGGGCACAGUUUACGCCCCAUCGACGUUGAAUUCAUGAAAAGGCUGGGUAAAAUUGUGAGCAUCGUGCCAGUCAUCGCCAAAGCAGACACCCUGACUUUGGAGGAGCGGCAGGAGUUCAAAGAGAGGAUAAGACAGGAUCUGGAAGCCAAUGGCAUCCAUGUUUACCCCCAGAGAGAGCUGGAUGAGGAUCCAGAGGACCGCAUCCUCAAUGACCGAAUCAGGGACAGCAUUCCCUUCGCUGUGGUGGGAACUGACAAAGAGCACCAGGUGAAUGGACACAAGGUGCUUGGCCGGAAGACAAAGUGGGGGAUCAUUGAAGUGGAAAACGUGGCCCACUGUGAGUUUGCCAACCUGAGGGAUUUGCUCAUCAGGUCUCACCUGCAGGACCUGAAGGAUGUGGCUCACAAUGUGCACUACGAGACUUACAGAGUGCGUCGCCUCAACGAGAGCAACAUGAACCUCAGUGAACUGGUUCUGUCCAGCUGGCCUCUCCAAAACAAAAUGGAUAAAUGUGAAACUGAAAGCCACCUCUGACUUUUUCCACCAUUACCGCCUCCCAAGGCGUCUGAAGUUCUGGUCGUAAAGAGAAGCACGCUAAAGACUUGAGAUAAGAUUUUCCAGUAUGGGAGCAGUUAGUGGAUCCAUCAUUCUGUCAGUUUUCCUCAAGGUAUAAAAGUGUUUAAUCGUAGUAUGGGGGCUGUCACGUGUUUGCACAUGUGUUCUCUGUGGACAUGUUAAAAUGGUUCCUGCAGCAGAGUUACACCCCCAGGUGACACAUUUUUUAUGCCAAAAAUGUUGAUGCUAAAAGCAAUGUGACCUAAUCUGUGGAAUUAUCAUUUAUGAAGUUUGCUGUCAUGUUUUUACUUUGAAAUCUAUAAAACAAGGAAAAAGCCCAACUCAUGUUCAGCUGCAACCUGCUUAGCAUUCUUUUUUACCUCUUAAUAAAUGGUAUUGUCUGUAUUUUACUGAUUGCAGAAAAUGUCACUGCAGUGAUUUUAUUGUGGAAAUUUGGUGAACUUUUGCAUUUUUUCUUCCAUUUAACUUUUUUAGCCCCAUUUCUAGUCAGACUGCAGGUCUGCACAGAUGCUGUUGAUGUACUGAACGUGUUUGGUCUCACAAUCCUGUUUCUAGCUGUUGAAGUCAACAUUAAAGUGCCAAAACAAAAGAGAAAUCCUUGUUUUCUCACUUUUGUUUCAUUCAUGUUUUGAAAAAUUGUUUUAAAAUGUUUCUGGAAAUGCAUCCAUGUAUUUUUGUAUUUGAAAAAUGCCAAAUCUCGAUGGAGGCUUUCUGCUCUUUCUUUGCUCUCUUCCAGUUUACCUUUGAGAAGUAGAAACCAGGCAUCAUCAUGGCUGCCCCCAGAUCCUUUAGUGAUAAGUUAAUUUAGUUAUUGAUCUGUGGAACCUCAUUUCUUUUUCUGAUCAAGAAAAGCUGCACAGAAAACGAAUGAAGAGAGGCGGUGCUCUAAUCAGUUUUUAAAGGGUAACAUGUCAAUGAGCUUCUAUCAAAAAUUAAAUAAGUAGGACCUGCUUCUUGA
Oryzias latipes (Japanese medaka) is the source of this 3894-nucleotide messenger RNA. It is a transcript of the gene septin12, whose product is annotated as septin 12. Lineage: Eukaryota; Metazoa; Chordata; Actinopteri; Beloniformes; Adrianichthyidae. The record is from RefSeq and is a predicted model, not a curated record. Gene Ontology annotation, molecular function: GTP binding.